UAAACACCGCUGGCGCUCCGCUGCCGCUCCGCUGCGUGGUGGAGACAGCUCAAACCAAGGCUGGAGCUGCUCUAUUCAGUAGACUGGGCCACUAAAACGCUCUGUUCACAUCUCAAGCCUCAUAUGCCACCUCAAAGACGGUGCAGAAUCUCCUGUCUGAGGUGCAAUGGCUAGAAAGACAGACAUUCCUCCUUCAUACUAUGGUGAGCCACGCAACUUUGACCCGAGCUUCAGAGGACCUAUCCAUAACAGGGCCUGCACGGAUGUGUUGUGCUGUGUCAUCAUCGUCAUCGUCAUCCUCGGCUACAUUGCUCUGGGCACCGUGGCCUGGAUCCAUGGCGACCCCAGGAAGGUGGUCUACCCCACUGACAGCCACGGACAGUUCUGUGGACAGCAGGGGACCCCCAACGCCAACAAAGCCAUAUUAUUCUACUUCAACAUAUUGCAAUGUGCCAAUCCUGCCGUUCUCAUUAACCUCCAGUGCCCUACAACCCAGCUCUGUGUCUCCAAGUGCCCAGACAGAUUUGCCACAUACCUAGACAUGCAGUACAACUACAGGUACAACAACAGCUACUGGGAGUAUUACAGGCAGUUCUGCAAGCCGGGCUUCGACAAUCCUAGAAAGUCAGUUGCACACGUCUUGAGAGAUGAGGACUGCCCAUCUAUGAUAGUGCCAAGCAGACCUUUCCUUCAAAGGUGCUUCCCUGACUUCAUCACCAGGAACGGGACGCUAACCGUCGCCAACAAGACGGACUUCAAAGACGGGUUAGGUAAAACGAGGAGUGUGAUCGAUCUCAGGGACGCUGCCAAUGGCAUUACCAGUCUGCUAGAUGCCAAGGAGGUUGGCAUGAAGAUAUUUGAGGAUUACGCCAGCUCCUGGUACUGGAUCUUAAUAGGUCUGGUGAUAACUAUGGUGGUCAGCCUGGCUUUUAUCCUGCUGCUACGGUUCACAGCCGGAGUUCUCCUGUGGCUCAUCAUCUUUGGAGUCAUCGCUGUGGUGGGCUAUGGGAUCUGGCACUGCUACUGGGAGUUCAGUACACUGAGAGGGAAGCCACACAGUGAUGGUGAUGUUACCAUCUCUGACAUCGGCUUUCAGACGGACUUCAGGGUUUACCUGCAGCUCAGUCAAACCUGGCUCAUCUUGAUGAUCUCCCUAUCAGUCAUUGAGGCGGUCAUCAUAGUAAUCCUGAUAUUCCUGAGGAGGAGAGUACGCAUUGCCAUCGCUCUGCUGGAGGAGGGGAGCAGGGCCAUUGGUUACAUCAUGUCCACUCUCUUCUACCCGAUCAUCACUUUUGUGCUGCUGGCCAUCUGCAUAGCAUACUGGGCAGUCAUUGCUGUCUUCUUAGCGUCAUCUGGCGAUGCUGUCUACAAGGUCAUGUCGACGCAGGACAAAUGCAUGUAUGCCAACCUCACCUGUGAUCCAGAGACGUUCAGUCUGACCAACGUGACCACGGUGUGCCCCGGCUCCCAGUGCACCUUUGCCUUCUACGGAGGCGAGAGCCUCUACCACCACUACAUCUUUGUGCUGCAGCUGUGCAACCUGCUGGUGUUCCUGUGGCUGGUCAACUUUACCAUCGCCCUGGGACAGUGCACCCUGGCCGGGGCUUUCGCUUCCUACUACUGGGCCCUGAAGAAGCCCCAAGACAUACCAUCAUGCCCCUUGUUUUCCUCCUUUAGCAGGGCUGUACGGUACCACACAGGCUCUCUGGCAUUUGGCUCUCUGAUCCUGGCCUUAGUGCAGAUGUUUCGCAUCGUUCUAGAGUAUCUGGAUCACAAACUCAAAGGUGCUCACAAUGCUUUUGCCCGCUUCCUGAUUUGCUGUCUCAAAUGCUGCUUCUGGUGCCUGGAACAUUUCAUCAAGUUCAUGAACAGGAACGCCUACAUCAUGAUGGCGAUAUAUGGAAAGAGCUUCUGCACUUCGGCCAAAGAUGCUUUCUUCCUCCUGAUGAGGAACGUAGUAAGGGUGGCAGUGCUGGAUAAGGUGACAGACUUUCUCCUCUUCUUGGGAAAAGUGCUUAUUUCAGGGAGUGUUGGUGUUCUAGCAUUCUUCUUCUUCACCCGUAAGAUUCCAGUUAUUCAAGAGGAGGUGCCAUCACUAAAUUAUUACUGGGUCCCCCUACUGACGGUGAUACUAGGAUCCUACCUGAUCGCCCAUGGCUUCUUCAACGUCUAUGCUAUGUGUGUGGACACCUUAUUCCUAUGUUUCUGUGAAGACCUGGAGAGGAACGACGGCUCGCCCCUCAAGCCCUUCUACAUGUCCCCUCAACUGCACAGGAUCCUCCGCAGAGAGCAGGGCGCCAAGCUCUACGCUUCCUCCUGAUAGGCCACAACACUGAACCUCUUUCUCCUGAUAGGCCACAACACUGAACCUUUUCUCCUGAUAGGCUACAACACUGAACCUCUUUCUCCUGAUAGCCAGAACACUUGAUACACUGGACUGACCCAUUCAGUGUCUGUGUGUGGGGGUGAUUGUGGUCUGGAGGAUACUAGAGCAGGGCCUUAUGGCUGGGCUGGACUCAUGAAUGGAGUUGACCUGACUGGUCAGGACUGACCAGGAAGGCCUUGGCAGGACAUGGCAGGACCCAAGAGGGUGGUGUAUGUGGGUGGGGUUUAGAAAGAGGCGGAGCUCUGUCCUGCACCGCCACUGAUACUUCUAAUAUCAGUCUUUUUUUCUCUGCAGUGCUUCUGUCCCUUUCUUUGUUGUGUCCACACUCUGCUGGCCUCUGCCUUACUUAGAGAGCGCUGCAGCAGCACAGUGGACAUGGGUGAAAUUGCCAUUAGCCCAAUACACUGCAAGAGGCACAUACACUGCAGAAGGAGAUCUCUGUAUUUCGGAUGCAAUUGGUGUACUUUUGCAGAUGGUUGUGGGGUGAUGCAGGGCAAGGGCGCCCCCGUGUGACACUACUGUGGUUGUGCAAUGGUUCCAUGUACUGUAAUGUAAGGUCAUGUGUAGGGUGAAGUUGCCCUUCGACACUGAUCUUGGGUCAGUUUAGCAUUUUCCUCAACAAUAGUUAAGGUUAGGAUUGGGGGAGGGCAAGCUGAUCUUAGAUCUGUACCUAGGGGAAACUUCAUCCCAGAGCUAUUUUUAGGUGCUCUCAUGUGUUGGAAAAUAACCCUGAGGUGGCUUUUCUGUCUAGCAUGAUUCUUUUAAUGUCUGUUUAGUCUUUGGUUGAAGAGGCACUUUUGGUCCACCAUAUGUAUUAUUGCCACUGUUACAGACAUCGUUCAAAACUUAAAGUGCAAUGCUACAGAUAGAUAAACUGAACAUACUCCUAAAUUGAGGGGCGGCAGGUAGCUUAGUGGUUAGAGCAUUGGACUAGUAACUGAAAGGUUGCAAGAUCAAAUCCCCGAGCUGACAAGGUAAAAAUCAGUCGUUUUGCCCCUGAACAAGGCAGAUAACCCACUGUUCCUAGGCCGUCAUUGAAAAUAAGAAUUUGUUCUUAACUGACUUGCCUAGUUUAAAUAAAGGUAAAAUAAAUUAAUACAAAUUACAUGGUUACAGACACUUUUAGUAUGUUUUGGUUUUACACUGUAAGGUGUAACACUAGAUAUUGGUUUUACACUGUAAGUGACAGUUAUAAUGUAGGCUCAGGGAGGUCAAGACCUCUGAACACAUUUGAUGCUCAUGGUGAAUGAUUUGAAUGGACCCUGACACCUUUCAGGGAUUCCGACUGCAGUUGCUAGUAAAUGUGCCUAGUUCUAAAUGGAGAAAUGUUCCUCUUUAUUGUUUUGUGGUUUUACGAUCUACCGCCGAGAACCUUUUGAAAUACCGUUUAUAAAAGGAUGUUAAAGCCAUUUUUGGUAUUUUUAUAUGGAAUAGUGCAGAACUGCAGUAGUGCGGUUUUUAAUACUAGGUACUGUAACACAUCUGUUCUGAGGAUAUUUAAGGUUUUUGUACAGGAUAACACUUUUUGUAUCAAUGACACCAUGAAAAUGUGAAAUCUUUUUUUUAAAUAAAUGUGAAUGAUUUCAUUAUAGCAAAUUUUC
Messenger RNA from Salmo salar (Atlantic salmon), 3987 nucleotides. Its product is annotated as choline transporter-like protein 5-B. NCBI's taxonomy places the organism in Eukaryota, Metazoa, Chordata, Actinopteri, Salmoniformes, Salmonidae. The record is from RefSeq and is a predicted model, not a curated record. Gene Ontology annotation, cellular component: membrane. Gene Ontology annotation, molecular function: transmembrane transporter activity. Gene Ontology annotation, biological process: transmembrane transport.